Hyla sarda is the source of this 2524-nucleotide messenger RNA. Its product is annotated as oocyte zinc finger protein XlCOF6.1-like. The transcript has 3 exons. Lineage: Eukaryota; Metazoa; Chordata; Amphibia; Anura; Hylidae. The record is from RefSeq and is a predicted model, not a curated record. Gene Ontology annotation, molecular function: DNA-binding transcription factor activity, RNA polymerase II-specific; RNA polymerase II cis-regulatory region sequence-specific DNA binding. Bases 292 to 1371 code for a protein of 359 amino acids. Gene Ontology annotation, biological process: regulation of transcription by RNA polymerase II.
CACAAGUCCAAAAAACUACGAGACCAAGAAUGCAACAGUAAUACAGCCUGAGAAAAUAACGGGACAAACCUGGGUGGGGCCAGCGCAGGAAGAGGCGGGGCCGGGUGUUGUUUCCGGUGAAUGGAGCCUCCCUGUACAAAUCCCAUCAAGGUAACACUCAGUCAUAGGAAAAGGUCAUGAGCGAGCGGCUAGACGGUGGCGGACACAUGUGGGACCCUCCUGGCUCGGACGAUGAUGAUUGCCCAAUACCUUAUACAGGUAGAGAGAUUUCAUUGGAUGCGGAGAUGAGAUAUGAAUGCUUUUGGUCCGAUGAACGGAGCUGAAGAUGAGAACACCCUGUAUAUCCAGCAGUGCGGCGUCCUCCUAGAUUGUCACGACGACGAUGAGAUUUCCCAGAUAGCUCCAGGAGAAGAGAGUGAGGAAAGUUACUGUGAAUCGGAGAAGAAGGACAGCUCGCCCCACAGCGGGUCCGUGACAGCGGGCCCAAGCAGUAAAGGGGCCAGUAAACUGUCUGACAUCAUAGCCCACCUGCAGAGCCUGGCCAGUGAGCGGGAGUCGUCCCGCAGAGAGUCUAUGGAGGAGGACGUCACCUUUCAGAUGGGCGAGAGCUCCUACACCUAUGACACGCAGGGCAUUGCCUUUGAAGACCAUGGAGAGAACCUGGCCUCCCCCAGGGGGCGCUCACACUCCUCAGAUCAACGCCUUAAAGCAUUUAAGGCAAUAAAAAUCUUACAGGACACGGACUCUAAAGACAAAAAAUACAUAUGUGUAGAGUGUGGGAAAACCAGCCGGUACAAGUCGGCGUAUCUCCGGCACAAGAGGACGCACACCGGGGAAAAGCCCUUUAGUUGUACGGAUUGUGGGAAGUGUUUCCGGAGAAGCUCCCAGCUAGUGACCCACCAGAGAAUCCACACGGGCGAGAAGCCCUACACCUGUCUGCGCUGCGGAAAGAGCUUCAGCUGUAACUCCACCCUAGUGACCCACCAGAGGACCCACACGGGUGAGAAGCCUUAUAUCUGCAUUGAGUGUGGGAAGGGCUUCAUCCACAGUUCUGACUACAACCGACACCACCGUGUCCACCGUGGGGAGAAGCGCUACACGUGCAAGGAGUGCGGGAAGAGCUUCAGCCAGAGCUCCUACCUUGUCAUCCACCAGCGCAUCCACACGGGAGAGAAACCCUUUGUGUGUAACGAAUGUGGAAAGUGUUUCAGCCGCAACUCCUCCCUGGUGACACAUCAGAGGGUGCACACGGGGGAGCGACCGUACACCUGCGCAGAAUGUGGAAAGAGCUUUCGCCAAAGUUCCCACCUCCUCAUCCACCAGAGGACGCAUACUCCAGACAGCCACCUGGCGCUACGUGCCAUGAUGUGAGAGUCACGCACAGUGUUGCUGAUGCUGACAGUGGUCAGAGACGACUAUUGGGGUCACUCCCUUCCAAAGAUGAUCACAUAGGAAAGAAGAAACUCUCAUAUGGCCCCAAUCUGUCAAGGGCCCCUACUACCCUGAUAGACUACUGAGGUCCAGAACUUUAUGGUGCUAAUGGAGAUGUAUAGGAGAUCCCCCCAGCUUCCCCUCUCCCCCUCACCAUGGUUGCCAUUACGUUCCUAGUAGUGCACUCAUUUUUGGCCAUCUGGUGGAACAGACAGAACUUCUGCCCCCUCCCCCACCUCUUACCUCCCCCACUAUUUAUACUUGAUGGUUAACUUGGAGGCUUGAGCCUGUGUGCAGCCUCGGGUGGAGUCGCUCUGUAGUCCUGAUUGCAUGCCGCUAUCUCCGCCUGUGUACCAUGUCUUCUCCAGUUUGUCCCAUAAGUCUUUGCUGCUUUACAUGAUAGAUUCCAUACUCUGGGCCUUUAUGUUGGGAUGUCAGGGGGACAUUCCUACAAGUUCUCACGUGUCCCUUCCUGAUGGCAGCAGAUAGUGCUGAUCGUUCGGGAGGAUAUGGACCUUGUUCCUGCAGGUGUCCAGCGCAGAAGGCGGUUCUUGUCCCUGUAUAUGUCCCUGUGCAUGCCACCACUUGCAGACAAUAUGGCGUCUUGUCGCAGCCUUUUCUGUGUACUAGAGCUGUGCCCACAGCUGGGUAUGUAAUCCAGUGAUGUUCUUCAGGAUUGUGGGAGGCUGUGUGUCCAUGUCUUCUCCGUCUAUGCCGAUGUCUGAUGGCGUGAUCUAUGUGUAGGAGGGGACACACCACGACGGCUCCAGUAUACACACCCGGCCCACGCUCCAUUCAUGGUAGAUGGACACGUCUCCGGUGUUCUCCAGAUAUUGUUGUAGCAGAACAUAAACACAAUCAUGAUCCUGCAAUGUGGUCCUCGAGGGCCUGGUCGAGGACAUUAUUAGCUGCGGCUCCGGUCUAGAGUGAAGGAUCCCCACACAUGACACUAUUAUUUAUAUGACUAGUUACCCGUAGAGUGCGGUGAACACUACGCCCGGCCCCUCGCCCGCUCUACGUCUGAUGUUUUCUCUCAAGCACUUUUUAUACUGUGACUGUUGUAUCAUUAAAUAUGUGAAACCUCCCAGAGUCC